UAUAAUUUAAGUUUGUGACGAAAGUUUCGGAUUUCUGCUGUGCCAGUUGUUAAAAGAAACGCUUGUGAAAAAUUCAUGAAAUUUGCUUACCCAGAUUGUGUGGUAACAGCAUUUAAUCAUUCCCAACAGAAUUUAGCCAUGCAACAGCAGCAACAUCGUCAGAAUGUGCGUGCCGCUGCGGCGCCGUACAGGAAGCCUUUUCGUCCCCAUAUGCAUGCAAAUCCAAAGAAUCCGAUUAUGUACUCCUCCAGCCAGAUGCCCAGCGAUCCGCUCUAUAUAGACUUUAACAGUCCAGUGCAAGCACCUCCACCGACAAACGCCGUCGAAGCAGCUGUGCCCAUGCAAGCCGCACAAGCCGGCAAUAAUGGCCAGGCAAAUCAAGGGCAGACAGAUGGCGGCAAAAAAAAGCAGCUGAAAGGUAAACAGUUCAGGGGCAAUAAACAGCAACAUCAACAGCAGCAACAACCGCCUUACUCACCACAAAUGCAUCCAAUGCAAAUGCAUGGCGGAGACCCCAACUGGCAGCCGCAUCCGCAUGGCAAGCACCGUUUUUACCCACCGAAUGCGAAUCGAUUCAAUGGACCACAGCGCAAUGGUGGCGCCUUUAACAGAGUACAAAUGGGUGGAGGACCGCCGAUUCGUGGCGGAUCACGCCAUAUGAUGGGACCCAUGGGUCCGGGACCAAUGGGUCCGCGUGGACCUGGUCCUAUAGGAGGUCCUAUGCCACCAUAUCCGCCCAUGCCUUAUCAAGCACAAAUGCCGCCCAUGCGUUGCCCCAUGCCACCCAUGGGUGGUCCACCGCCACCGCCUUUCAUGCGCCGCAACGGACGCGGGCCGCCUUUGCCGCCGCCUCUGAUGGGUCCACAUAUGAUGGGUCCGCGCAUGCCGCCGCGUGUCAUGCCGCCCGGCGUCGGGCCCUUCAAUAUGAACCACAUGAAUGACAAUCUAAAUGGCGGCAAAAUAAAGAAACCUAAUCCGAAGUUAAUUAAGCAAGUGCUCAAAGGGAAAAGCACAAUUAAAACGCUUAAAAAUUUAGUUAAUCAAUAUCCUAUCGACAAACCUUGGGUGACAGGCGAGAUACGCGCCGAGAAUGACAAAAAGCUGGACAUUGAGAAUCGACUGAAAGGCAACAAGGACGAUGAACUGUUUGCCCAGUUCAAAGUGCAGCGCGAUAGAUUUGUGUCCAUGUAUGAAAAGGCGCGCGAGUCGUUUCUAAAACAGGAGGCCGCCUCCGUUAUGGGCAAGGAUGCCAAAGACAAAGACAAAAAUGCAAAUUCAAAUCAGAACGCCGCCGCUUUGGUCGGAAUUACAAAAGAUGCAACAAUUCCAAAUGCAAAAACCCAAAAUCAAACCGAAUUAAAUCAACAACAAUCACAGCCAGCGAAAACAAACUAGACUCUCACUAUCUAUCUAUAUAUAUUAUUAUAUAGAUAAAACUCGGCAAAUGUUUUUCUAAUUUGUUCUAUUUGUAUACUGGCAAUAUUUAUAACAAUACAUAGAGAUUGAAAGAAAGAAAUGCAUGAAACCUGAAGAGAGCGCGAACCAUUCAAUCAACAAUCAACAGCAAAGCAAGCAAUGAUGAUAAUCGUAGCGCAGUUAAAUUAUAAUAAUUUUAAAUAAUAAUGUUAAAAAACAAUCAAAUACAAUAUUGUGUCGCUUCGUUUUGCGACUGAGAACUGAGCUUAACUUUAAAUUACAGAUCAUCAAUUCAAAUUGAAAGCAAUUUGCAAUAAUUUGUAACAAUUUCA
Drosophila busckii is the source of this 1748-nucleotide messenger RNA. RefSeq names its product DNA-binding protein K10 (gene fs(1)K10). The coding region runs from base 76 to 1395 and encodes 439 amino acids. The transcript has 2 exons. Lineage: Eukaryota; Metazoa; Arthropoda; Insecta; Diptera; Drosophilidae. The record is from RefSeq and is a predicted model, not a curated record.